Molecule: messenger RNA, 347 nt
Organism: Microtus ochrogaster (prairie vole)
Lineage: Eukaryota; Metazoa; Chordata; Mammalia; Rodentia; Cricetidae
Gene: Tex54
Product: testis-expressed protein 54-like
Exons: 2
Coding region: 1-288 (95 amino acids)
Source: RefSeq, a predicted model, not a curated record
AUGGGCUGCUGUCAAGACAAGGACGGUCAGACCUCUGAUGACCAAGCAAGAGAGGACGGGAACGGGGAAGGUAGGACCAGACUCACAAAUGGAGACGAUUUGGACAACACAGGCCGCCGCAAACAAAGAUCUAACGAAAGUCUUCUGAUAACCGUGCUGUGGCGCAGGCUAUCCAUGUUCAGCCGUCGGGGGUCAAGCAAGAGGCCCUCAGAACAGACUCAAAAGCAGGACAGUCAGAUCCAGGAGCGCAAACGUGAGGGAAGCCAUAAGGAACCAGAAAAGGGCUGACUCCAACCCUGUUCUCAUCCUCCCCAACAUCCAGAGAAUAAAACUAAUAUUGUGGAUCU